Messenger RNA from Aphanomyces astaci, 1610 nucleotides. RefSeq lists its product as hypothetical. Lineage: Eukaryota; Oomycota; Saprolegniomycetes; Saprolegniales; Verrucalvaceae. The transcript has a single exon. The record is from RefSeq and is a predicted model, not a curated record. Bases 609 to 1154 code for a protein of 181 amino acids.
GACUGAAAACCAUAUUGCCUGUGCCACGUGAACACUGUACUAUCAGCGCCACUAGUACAUAACGUUAUCUACUCGUUUUAUACUGGUAUCGCACGAGAUUCGCACACUUUUUGUCGGGGGUGACCAAAUGUUGCACGGCCACGUCGUAGCGACUGGCGAGGACGGGAAAUACCUCGUCAAACAUGCGAUACAGUGACGCCGUCGACAGGCGUUCCAGCGCCUCUUCAUCAAGCACGCGGUGGGUUUCCACGGCGAUCUCCGUGAGCGUGCGCAUCACGCGGCGGGUCUUUGCGAGAAUCGACCCGCUCGCCCAUGUCCUGGCCUUGUAUGGAACCUGCGACACAUCUCGGCGAUGCCACAGUGGCCACAUGGUCCGAACUGGCAGCGCAGGCAGCUGGCCUUCGUCGGCUUGCGUCACAUCGUCGCAUAUCAUAGGGCGACUCGUGCAAGCAGGACGCGGUGGACGAUCGUACGACGGCGCUGUGAGGGACAUGCUGCCGUACGGCGUUUCCGUGACCCACGUCGCCGCCAAGAUGCACAAACUGUCUGCAUUCAACGUACAUUUAGAGCCACAUUCGUAGGCAAAGAGCGCCACCACCUCGUCGCACAUGAGGCGGAACGACGGCAGGUCCAUCCCCGUCACGAGCAUCUCUUUGGACGACACCCACGGCAUAAGUAGCGCCACAUCCGUCAAUUUUGCAAACAGUUGCUUGGUGCUCCACCACCGCCGCUUGGAUGCGUCGUCGUGGAGGUCGCGCGCGCGAAGUUUGUCCAGCGGCGGUCGUCCAUCGUAUCCGCGCAACCAGAGCAUCCACAUGACGCGAAUCGACGUGGACGGAAACAGGAAUGGCUGGGGGGGUGGGGGUGGGCGUGGAAAUGACGUGAACAACAUGUACAUGUCGUCGGUAGGUCGUCGAGAGGGGUACGCCCGCGGUAAUGCCUCGACGAGAAUGGCAUCGAGGGCGGCGGGAGACAUCGCGGACAUCUCGGCGGCGGAGGACACAGACGAGUGCGCAAGGAUUGUUGACAUGGCAAACGACACGGCGUCGAACGAGUUGUACAGAGACCUGUCCGAUGGAAUGUGGAAGAGGCGGAAUGGCACCGUGAUGAGAUGGCUGUCGAUGAUUGUGCGGUUGCCGAUGCUGUCGCCGUGAAACCAGUACCUCCACAUGUGUAUGCAGUCUGCAGCAGGAAGGACCCAGUUUGGCGAUGGCACGACAAGAGCUUCUUCCUCGUCAAUCGAAACAAUCGAUGCAUCGCUUGGGUCGGGCGUGGGGGGUGGGGACGGAAUUAUUUCGAUAGUGUCGACGUCUUCAGACGAAGAAACAUAGACCAAGGAACACGUGUCCAUGUCAUCCUCUGUGGCGCUGGAAGAAGCGGGGCGGUUCAGCAACGCCAUCAUGGCUACUGGGGAAUGCAAGGACGGACGAAGAGGCGUCUGUUGUCGUCGCUUGGCGCGUUGCCGUCGAGCCACACAUGCGCUUACGGGGACGUCGACAUGCAUCAAGGAUGAUUGUUCUUCGUGGAUCUUCCGCCGACGAAAUGCUUGGCAUCGAUGGCCAUCGCUUGAUGGUGAUGGUUCGCGUCGCUGCCGCGUCGUCAUGUCCAAG